AUGUACAAUAACCAAUUCGACGGCAACGCCGCCUUCUCCGGUGGCGGCUUCAUGCCCUCUCAGGCCACCCAAACCGCCGAUCCUACCUUCCCUCCCGCCAAGAGUCGUGAUUCACAACCGUUGCUUCCAUUAACCGUGAAGCAAAUUAGUGAAGCUUUUCAGUCCAGUGAUGACAAAUCAAACUUCCUCAUUGAUGGCGUUGAUGUGAACAAUGUUACGUUGGUCGGGAUGGUACAUAACAAGGCUGAAAGGGUAACUGAUGUUUCUUUUGUGCUCGAUGAUGGAACCGGACGUAUUGACUGCAACAGAUGGGUGAAUGAAGCUGUGGACACAAAGGAAAUGGAGGGAAUAAUGGAUGGCAUGUAUGUUCGUGUUCAUGGACACUUGAAAGGCUUUCAGGGGAAAAGGCAAUUAGUGGUCUUCUCUAUAAGGGAGACUCGGGUUCCUCAGUUUUAUGUGGUGCCUUGGGGUAAGCCAACAAACACCAAGACCCAUUUUGUUCUUACACUUCAAGAAUGGGACCAGGGCUUUGCAUCUCUAGACCACUUGUCCCAUUUCUACUGA
Messenger RNA from Ilex paraguariensis (yerba mate), 564 nucleotides. The record is from the annotation of a GenBank genome assembly. Lineage: Eukaryota; Viridiplantae; Streptophyta; Magnoliopsida; Aquifoliales; Aquifoliaceae.